CCAGCCCUUCUUUACCCACGAGAAAGGUUUUGCUGCCAGUGUCAGCCUGUCCAGGGCUCCCUGCUGCAGUCACGGGGGACAGGAGUUGAUGAAAUGUGUGGGGAAGGGUGGAGCAUGGCCUUUGGUUGGAGCAGAGCAACCUGUCAGCAGCGGAAAGGGCCCAUGUGCUUUUGUUUUUCCUCUUCCUCUCGCCGCUGCAGCUGAUCAUCCCAGCCCUGGUAGCUGUCACCCAGGUGAUGCACAACUUCCUGGCCUUCGUCUUCCUGGUGAUCAUGGCAGGCUGCAGCAUGGCUGUGCUCUACCUUUUACCCUGGUCCAUGCUGCCGGAUACGGUGGAUGACUUCAUGCUGAGGAACCCCAGCUGCCUCAACCUGGAGGCUCUCUUCUACUCGUUUUAUGUCUUCUUCAACAAAUUUGCAGGUGGCCUUGCCGUGGGGAUAUCGACACUGAGUUUACAUUUUGCAGGUUACCAUGCUGGAGACUGCACGUACAACCCCUCCGUCAUCCUCACCCUGCAGCUUCUCAUGGCCCCAGUCCCAAUAGGCCUGCUGCUCAUUGCCAUAAUCAUCUUCUGUCUCCAUCCCAUCAAUGAGGAGAGGAGGAAGCAGAUGAGAAUGGAGAUGGAGGCACUGGGGCAUCAGGUACAGCACGACAGCCGAGAACAAACCCAGGGCUGAAGUGGGAUGUUCCUUGGCAUCACCUGACUAAACCUUUGGUCCAGUGUUGGGAUGCACUGCCCUCUGCCACCGUGCUACUUUCAGCCUUGCUGCCUGUGGAGUUAAGAAAAAGCAAGUGCCUUUGAGCAUCGAGGAAACACUGAUCACUGGGAGUUUCAGAUCCCGCAGAAAGCAUGAAUGAUAUCCAAAGGCACCCACCCCUUGGGAGAGAGGAGUGGGCUUGAUGUGGAGCUCCCAACCUGUGGCACGGGCUGUGAACAGGACCUGACCCACCACAGGGCAGGGAGGUGGUGCCUGCCAGCCCUGCUGCUAUGCCUGGGGUGCUGCUUCUGUAUCUCAAAUAAUGCCCCAUUUAUUUUUUACACUAUUAAACCUGAACAGUCA
Molecule: messenger RNA, 1061 nt
Organism: Calidris pugnax (ruff)
Lineage: Eukaryota; Metazoa; Chordata; Aves; Charadriiformes; Scolopacidae
Product: sodium-dependent lysophosphatidylcholine symporter 1-A-like
Exons: 5
Coding region: 237-677 (146 amino acids)
Biological process (GO): carbohydrate transport
Cellular component (GO): membrane
Molecular function (GO): symporter activity
Source: RefSeq, a predicted model, not a curated record